Messenger RNA from Penicillium malachiteum, 6438 nucleotides. Its product is annotated as putative myosin class II heavy chain (MHC). Lineage: Eukaryota; Fungi; Ascomycota; Eurotiomycetes; Eurotiales; Aspergillaceae. Gene Ontology annotation, cellular component: cytoskeleton. The coding region runs from base 1 to 6438 and encodes 2145 amino acids. The record is from RefSeq and is a predicted model, not a curated record. The transcript has 3 exons.
AUGCAACCCGCGUCACCACGCGAUUUGCUUCCCACCCCCCUGGCCCCGACAGUAUUUCUGUCCGCUCCGCCAUCAGGAGAUUCGAGCUCCAGCUCAUCUGCUGGUUCUCCCUCCCAGAAUCAAUCGCCGCGGAGUAUCACCCUCGAACCCCCGCAGCUCCCGUUCAUUCCGAAUACUCGCCGCCUAGGCGAUUCUCUCGCCUCCUCCCCGGAGAAUCGAAAGGCAGAAAGCAGUAUCUAUUACACCACUGCUUGGGGGUCUCCGUAUGCAGCACCUAGCACUCGGAGAUUAUCGUUGACCCUUAGUCAAUACGCCGGCCUCGACCAAGGAUCUGGUGCUAGCUCCCCCGCCCAGUCCAUAACCAACCAAACCGAGCUCCGGAGAGCGAGCGUUGCCGUCAAUUCGGAGGAUCUUCUUGGAAAUCGCGAAGAAAUCCGCGAAGGCAAGUCGAUUCGAGACUUCACAGAGGAUUGGAUCAAUCAGUAUCUAUCCGAGGACGACAAUCGAGAGAGAGACCUUUUGAAGACUCCCACGCUUUCCGAUUUUGUUGGUAAAAGGACAGCUGCCCGUUCAAAAGGAAAGCAAACCAUUCACAAGCGCGCGGACACAUUGCGCCAGGAGGAUUUUUGGGGAUUCGCAUACGAUAAAGAACCGCCCAAGAGCAUCAUGUCAGAUCCAAAAGACUCGCAGCCUCCUGCUGAGGCGAUUUCACCCGUGGAGAAGCCGUUGCCGCCUCCGCCGAUGAAUGCAGAUGAUGAGUUUGUACAGGAAGAUGAAGUACCCGGGUCAACAAUUGUAGAUACAUUGAAGAGGCAGGCCUCGGAGAUCAACAGAGUAUCGACUUCGACCCCUCAGAGACGGAGAAAGAAGUUGGCGUGGAAGGGCAAGGCGUGUGUAAUUGACCUGCCUUUUGAUGAUAAGCGAGGCACAGAGCAAGCAGAGUACCCUCUUAUGAAACCGGCAGAUGUGCAAGCCCGGAUGCAAAAAUGGGAAGAAGAAGGCUAUGACACGCGAGGAUUCACUGUUGGUGAAUUGGAUGAUUCAGCGGGUCCGACUGAGCUUGGAGGUUUGACUCGUCCCCUGUAUCCAGAUCCAGCAGAGACAUACGACGAGGGUAAGAGUCAAAGAGCAUUUAUCAAUUUCCCGGAUAGGGCUGUUUGGGAUGCGUAUGUAGCUCACUUGCAAGAGGAGAAGUUGCGAGCUCUUGGCGUCUCUUUUGGGGACGACGAGCCAGGCCCCUCCAUUUCUCCUGAGUCUGGAUCCAUCAAUCCUUCCCAAAUACCUUUCCCUGGCCUCGUUGCAUCACCACCCAUCCCAACAGGCUCCGCUGUCAGCAAUCCACUUGGCUCGAUUCACCCUUUCUCUCCACAUUUCGGACAAUCGACGGGCGUUGCAAGUGGUGGAAUCGGAUCACUGGCGUCGCCUGCGUCACAGUUCAGUGUUCAGACUCCCUACUUGGGCAUGAAUGGAAUGGAACAAAACUACGUUCCUGGUUUCCCAUUCCAAUACCAACCCACACCACCUGCACAGGGCUCUAUGACCCCCCAAAGUCUGAUUAAUCUUCGUCCAGCAAACGUUUCUACUGGUCCGACUGGGCUUCACAACUUCAGCUCAAUGCUAUCACCCGUCUCUCCCAUGCAUGACCAGGGCGUCUUCCACCCGGGAUUCAACAAUGAGAAGGACGUCUUUGAUGACCGAUUUGGUGCUAUGAAUCACGAAGAUGGUCCUCCUUACCCCACUCCUCAGACUCCUGUGAAUGAUCCCAGUCACUUCCAUGCAUCCAACGUUGAAAUUGCUCACCCUACCCCUCGUGGUCAUGGUCACAAUCUGAGUGAGACAAUCGAGAGAGGUCUGGACAACAUGGCCCAUCCUGAAUACCACUUGAAUCACCCUGACCAUCACAUCGAAGAGGCUGAACAUGACGCGGGUCAUCUCAAUGCGAACCAUGCAAGCCUUCUCAACUCUCAGUGGGCCUUGGGAGAAAACGGCAGCCAUCACCAGGUCAACUCUCACGUGCAACAGUCCCAUCCUUUCUCUCAGCAUCACUCCUUCUAUCCCGAGCAUUAUGCUCAUGAAGGCGCCCACGAUGGUUCUGAUUUUGAUACCAACCCUAGCAUUACUGGAACACCGCAGACUCGAGGCGCGGUUCCUAACCAAGGAUCCUGGCACGAGGCUAAGCCUAGCACUGGCUCUUUCCGUGGUCAUCAAUCUAAGCUGUCUACUUCAUCCUUCAAUGUUGAGGCAAAAGAGUUCGAUCCUACAGCCUCCUUUGGAUCGCCAGCUGCGCCAUUUGUCAAAAAUGCAUUCCAAUUCGGAGGAAUGAACCAACCUGGAUUCGGCUUCACGCCAGGGCCGUCUUUUGGCUCUGGAGCUACGAAUGGCCCUGUGCACCAUAACGCCAACCAAGAAUCUAAGUCUAGCUUCAAGUUCUCGGCUGCUUCGUUCAAUGUGGAGGCCCCUGUCUUCAACCCAUCUGCUAGUCUCAACUCCAAUGUUAGCUCCCAGCCAUCUGAGAGUCGGACAAAGAUCUUUGGUGAUAUUGAUAUUACUGAGAUCUCUAAGCCAGCUAAGAAGAACAAGGCUAUUCCUAUUGUCCGACCGGACGAGAAUGAAAUUCAAGAGGAAGAUAACGAGAACCAAUUCGAUGAAGGGGAUGGACGUCCAGUACCUACGGAUCGUCACAAGCGUGCUCGCAAGGGUGUUGGUCAUUCAGAUGGCGAGGCCCGCUACAGUAUCUCGACCCAUCCAUUGGGUGAGUCUGGCAAUGCGCAAGCAUCGAACAAUCUCCCAAGUUCGGCUGAGGGCAAGGAGAAUGCUUUCCCCGGUGAAAAUGCCGAUAGCAAGCGCGUUGAGCGUCACGGUACCCCUCACAGCGAGGCUGAUACUUGGACUUUGUUCGAUGUGCAACGCGAGGGUGGUGGUCUUGCUCGUUCGAAUACUGCUUCGCCUGCCCACCAUCAGCAAGAACCGAUCGAGGAGUCAAACCUAGAGAAUUCUGUCCAAGACGAGGAACGCCCCACAGGUCAUUCUUCUCAAGAAUCCAAGGAUAAGAACGCAAUGCUCUCGGCCACGGCCAAGCCAUUUGAGUUCAAGCCUGCUGUGUCCUCGUUCACACCGGCAACAGUUGACCCAUCAAGUUUCGCCGAGAAACAGCCAGAGGCUAAGCCUGUUGAGAAGCAGCAAGCCGGCCUUAUGGCUUCUCGCUUCGCGAGUGAAACUGCUGUCAAGUCACAGCCUCGUCCUACUCACCAAAGCCGCGGAUCAGAGGAGCUCACUGCUGAACAGAAGCUUGAGUUCUAUCGUGAGUCUGCUGAAGACUCCCCUGACGAUGAUGAGCUCAAUGCUAUCAUGGAUGCACUCAACGAGAGUGGAUCGGAUGUGGGCAUCGAGCGCCAAGUCACUCCUCUUCCAUCUCGACACAUCUCUGAUUCCGUUGGUGGACCGACCAAAGAGCGAGCUUUUGGCUCUGCCGAGGGCAGAAGCGAGGCACCCAGCCCUAGCCCAGGCGGUGGUCAAAGGACAUACAAGCUUCAAAUUCCCAAGCUGGGUUCAGACAUCGAUGGACAAAGCAACGCUACAUUUUCACCUCAAAAGAGCCUUAUCUCUCGUAUCCACUCUCCUGUGCGUCAGCUUAUCACGGAGAAUGACCAUGUCAGCGAUUGGGAUGAUAUGAUCUCUUCUGGUGAGGAUGAGAAAUUCUUCAACCGCAACCGCUUCUUCGAUCGCCGUAUCAACGACAUUGUCGGUUCUGCUAUUGAUGAUCGUCUUGGUCCUAUGGAGCGUGCUCUGGCUGUUAUCCAGACCUCCGUUGCUUCUAUCGCUUCUGGUACUGCCAGCCGAAGGGUUCUUCGCAGCACAUCUGCUGAGCUUGAAGACAGUGACGCCGAUGACGAGGAUGAUGAUGAAGAGCAUGAAGAGCCCGUUAGAGAACGUUCGCCUCACCAAAUGCGCGACCGCAAAUUGGAGAUGUUGAAGAACGUUGUCAUGGAGGCUCUUGUUACACAUGAUCUGCCUCAGCGCACAGCUCAUCACUCUAGCCACAGCGAUAUGGCCCAGCUUAAGGAGAGCUUCGCCGAGCUGCAGGCUCUGACUAUUAAGAAGCUCGCACAGGACCCUGUUGGUGAUAUGCGUGAGAUUCUGGAGGAGACCCUGAGUAGACAACUGGCUGCGCAGACUCCUCGUUUGUCUGAAGCCGAAGAGAUCGGUGCUGAUAGUCUUAUGCUCCAGAUCGAUGGUCUGAAGAGCAUGCUUCGUCUUGCCGAUGAGCGUGCUGAGCAAGAAUACAAGCUGCGUCGGGAUGCUCAAGACUCCGUUGGCGAACUCCAAACUCUUCUGAAGCUCGCUGAGGAAGAUGCUGCUCGUCACAGUGCUGCCGCUGAAGAUGCCGAGGCUCGUUUCCUCCACUUCAAGGAGGAGAAGAUUCCCCACCUUGAGAAGAUGCAGUUCCGCGCCGAGUCUCUUACUGAAGAGAGUGAGACUCUCAAGGUCACCAUCGCUGAGCUAUCCACCAAGAACAUUACUCUGGAGGGUACCCUGGAUGAGUACCGUGUUUCAAGCGAUCACUUCCGUCGCCAGCUGGAGACCACUAAGGAUGAGAACAAGUCUUUGCAUGAGACUGUUGACCACCUGCGCACCCGCAUCGAAGACAACCUGUUCGCUCGUCAGAAUCUGACUGAGAAGUUCGACCGCUUGCAGUCUGACAUGGUUUCAGUCACUUCUGAUAUCACACGUGAGCAAGCCGCUGCCCGCCGCAGAGAGGAGGAGCAAACUGCCAAGUACAAUGAGCUCGUUGUCACCCAUGCUCGGGAAAUUAAGCGCCGCGAACAGCUUGAGCAAGAGGUUCGUGAAGCCGAGAAGCGUGACAAGGAAGCUGCCAAGAUUCAGUUUGUCCACGAGCAAUCGCUGCAAGAAAAUGCCCGGUUGGAGGAGACUAUCGCAGCUUUGCGUGCCGAUAACCACGAUCUGCAACUGAAGGCGGCUCGCUUUGAGCGUGAGUUCAACGAGGCUCGUGAGAGCAGUCGUGUUGAGAUCCAACGUACUCGUACCUCACUGGAGGCCGACAUUGAAGCCUCGAACAGCCAGGUCAAUAUCGUGCGUGCUGAGCUUGAAGCACAGAUCAUUCGUCUGCAGACUCAGCUCGAUAACGUUCGUAUGGAUGCUGAUACCUCGCGCGAACGCUACGAGUUGCUCCUCGAGGAGGCCAAUGAGUCCAGGAUUACUGCUCUUGCCACCGCUAAGGAGUCUCGGGAGAUUACCCUUGAGGAUCAACGCAAGACCCACGAACGUGUUCUCAAUGACCUCCGCGAGCGUCACGCCCGUGCCCUGCAUAACUCUUCUGAAGAUCGCCAACGUGGUGAGGCGCAUACUGAGGAGCGUUUAGCUCUUGCUGGCGAGCGAGCCAAGCACCUUCAGGAUCGUGUGCAGCAUCUUGAGGAGAAGCUCCAGAUCGCUCAGUCUGCUGCUCGCGCAGCUGCUGAGGCCGCUCAGAAGGCUGGCUCAGGCCCCAUUCCUGCUCUGACGUCCGCACCCAGACACUCUUCUUCACCUUCCAUGUCCUUCAACAAGGGAUCUAACGAGCCUGAGAAGAUCUCCCCGCAGGCUCUCCGGGAGUCUAUCUUCGUUCUUCAAGACCAACUUCAACAGCGUGAGACACGUAUUGAGGAGCUCGAGCAAGAGGUUGGGUCUAUUGACAAAGAUGCACCCAAUAAGAUCAAGGAGAAGGAUAGCGAGAUUAGCUGGCUCCGCGAGCUACUCGGUGUUCGCAUCGAUGAUCUUCAGGAUAUCAUCAAGACUGUCUCACAGCCUUCCUUCAACCAGCACGCUGUCCGUGAUGCAGCUAUCCGCCUGAAGGCGAACCUGCAGAUGCAACAGCAAGAGCGGGAACGAACCAUAUCUGGAGCUGCUCUCCCAUCACUCCAAUCCAUUGCCGCAUCCCCACGUUCCCUACCGCUAGCUGCAGCCGCGGCCUGGGGGAACUGGCGCAAGGGCCGAGAGAGUAACAACUCUGGAAACCCAUCUGAGCAGACACCAUCCAAGUCAAGCAAUGCCAGUGCUUUCCUCUCGGGACUCUUGACUCCUCCUAGCUCGAACGUUCGUCAGAACGCGCCCCAUUCUGCUGGUCCAAGCCGUUCUCAUGCGGAGACUCGGCCAUUGAGAGGAUUUAACUCUGUUCCUCGUCGUGGUUCCCUUCGUCAAGAGGCUCCUAUUGCUGAGCCACCCAAGACUCCACCUCUUCUUCGUCGGUCAAGCUAUGACCAUGAUGCAGAGCCGGCGAACUACGAGGAAGACGCUUUUGCUACUGACGAUAUCGAAAGUACCGUCGGUGGCAUGGUCUCCGCUUCACCCAAGGGCUCUAUCGAGGAUGGUCCCUUUGGACCUGAGAUCUCUUCUGAUAUCGAAGAAGACGACGUUGAGGAGACGGAAGAUACAGAAGAGUGA